This is a messenger RNA of Peronospora matthiolae, 234 nucleotides long. NCBI's taxonomy places the organism in Eukaryota, Oomycota, Peronosporomycetes, Peronosporales, Peronosporaceae. The record is from the annotation of a GenBank genome assembly.
AUGGGCUUCACGGGCUUCGCUGUUGGCACGGUCAUGGGCCUCUCCACGAAAAUCGGCAGCAACGUCUUGCAGAAGGUCCCGUACAUGCGUCACCCGUGGGAGCACGUGCUGUUGAUGGGCGUUGGUGCUGGACUUGGCAGUUAUCUGCAGAGCAAAUACCAUCGGGACCUGGAGGAGGUGGAGGAGCUGCGGCAGUACUUGGAGCGUCGCUCGGAGGUCAACAAGGAGGCGUAA